UGUUAUCAUCACAAUUUCCAUUUCUUGCUUUUUCAUUAUUGAUAUUCAAGAAAGUAAGAAAAAGAAGAAAAAAAAAACACUUAGAAAAAAAAAAGAUGAAAGGCUCUAUAACUCUUUCUUUUCUCAUCAUUUUUAUUUUUCAUUUUCUUGACGUGUUUGCGGCUCCUAGCAGACACUUGUGUAAUCCUGAUCAAAGGGAUGCAAUUCUCGAGUUCAAGAACGAGUUUGAAACUUUGGAGGCCUCUUGUUUUGACAGCAUUCCUCCGAAGACGGAAUCAUGGACGAAUAACAGCGAUUGUUGUUAUUGGGACGGUAUCAAAUGUGAUGCCAAGUUCGGGGAUGUGGUCGAGCUAGAUCUUAGCUUCAGUUGCCUAAGUGGCCAGCUCAAUUCCAAUAGUAGUCUUUUUAGUCUUCCACAACUUCGUUCUCUAACCACUCUUGACCUUUCUAAUAAUGAUUUUAUUGGUAAAAUCCCAUCUUCACUUGAAACCCUCUCUAAUCUCACCACUCUAGACAUUUCUAGAAAUCAUUUCAAUGGUAGGGUUCCUUCUUCACUUGGAAACCUUUCUCAUCUCACCUUUCUUGACUUCUCUCAUAACAACUUUAGUGGUCAAAUCCCAUCUUCACUUGGACAUCUUUCGCAUCUAAAAUCUUUCAACCUCUCUUUUAACAAUUUCAGUGGUAGGAUUCCUUCUUCGAUUGGAAAUCUUUCUAGUCUUACCAAUCUCUGCCUCACUCGUAACAGUUUUGAUGGUGAACUUCCAUCUUCACUUGGAAGUCUUUUGCAUCUCACCUUUCUCAUCCUUGAUCGUAACCGUUUUUCCGGUGAAAUCCCAUCUUCACUUGGAAAUCUUACGCAUCUCACCUCUCUCAACUUCCAUCAUAACAACGUUUUUGGUAAAAUUCCAUCUUCACUUGGAAAACUUUCUCAUCUCUCAUAUCUUGUCCUCUCUGUUAACAAUUUUGUUGGUGAAAUCCCAUCUUCUUUUGGUAAUUUAAACGAAUUAGCAAUAUUCGUCGUUGAUUACAACAGCCUUAGUGGUAGCCUCCCCCUUGCACUACUAAACCUAACAAAACUGUCAAAAUUAUCUCUUAUUUACAAUCAUUUUACUGGCACUCUUCCUUCUAACAUGAGCUCACUCUCCAACUUGGAGUUGUUUGAUGCAACAGAAAAUGAUUUCACUGGAACUCUCCCUUCUUCUCUCUUCACCAUUUCAUCUUUGGAAACUAUUAGUUUGGUAAAUAACCAACUCAACGGCACUCUUGAGUUUGGGGAUAUAUCUUUACCAUCUAAUCUAACAGUCUUACGGCUUGGCAAUAACAACUUUAGAGGGCCAAUCCAUAAAUCUAUUUCCAAAUUAGUUAACCUUAAGGAGCUUGACAUUUCCAAUUGCAACACCCAAGGCUUAGUUGACUUUACUAUCUUCUCGCAGCUUAAGUCGCUCGAACAUCUCUACCUCUCCCAUUUGAACACCACCACUACGAUUGACUUGAAUGCAAUCUUAUCAAGUUUGCAGUUACUAGAUUCACUGGAUCUCUCAGGCAACCAUGUUUCUACUACAAACAAGAGGUCUCUUUCUGAUUCUUCAUUGGUAUUGAUAAGUCAGUUGUCCUUGUCGGAAUGCGGUAUCACCGAGUUUCCAGAGUUCCUAAGAACCCAAAAGCUUAUGGUGUCUCUAGACAUUUCCAACAACAAGAUCAAAGGUCAAGUGCCUGGAUGGUUAUGGAUGCUCCCUGAUUUGCAGUACGUGAAUCUUUCCAACAACACUUUCAUCGGUUUCGAAAGAAUAACUAAACUUGGACUCUCCUCUGUCCAAGAACCAACUAUAAGCAAGUUCUUUGGCUCCAACAACAAUUUCACGGGCAAGAUUCCAUCUCUCAUAUGUGAGUUGCCUUAUCUCAGCACUCUUGAUUUGUCUAACAACAAAUUCAAUGGUUCAAUCCCUAGCUGUACGGGAUAUCUUCAAGCUCCAUAUCUUCAAGCUCUAAAUCUUCGAAAUAAUCGUCUUAGUGGAGGCCUUCCAAAGAAUUUAUUUGAAAGUCUAAUUUCCCUUGAUGUUGGCUAUAACCAACUAGUGGGAAAGCUUCCAAGAUCGUUGACUCAUAUAUCUUCUCUUGAAGUUCUGAAUGUGGAGAGCAACAGAAUCAUUGAUACGUUUCCUUUCUGGUUGAGUUCUCUACAAGAGCUACAAGUUCUAGUCCUUCGCUCCAAUGCAUUUUAUGGACCGAUAGAGCAAACACAGUUUUCUAAGUUGCAAAUCAUCGACAUAUCCGGUAAUCAAUUCAAUGGUACGUUGCCACCAAAUUUCUUUGUCAAUUGGACUGCAAUGUUCUCACUGGAAAGAAAUGAAGAUCAAUCUAAUGUAGAGACCAUGCCAUUGUCUGAGUCAAAGUACAUGAGUACAGACUAUUACUACUUUGUGUCAAUGGUUUUGAUAUACAAAGGUGUAGAGAUGGAGCUGGUACGUGUCCUAAAAAUCUUUACGGCGAUCAACUUUUCGGGAAACAAAUUUGAAGGAAAGAUUCCAAAUUCCAUUGGUCUAUUAAAAGAGCUUCAUGUGCUCAACUUGUCAAACAAUGCUUUCACUGGCCACAUCCCAUCAACUAUGGGGAACCUCACCGCUCUUGAGUCACUGGACGUUUCCCAAAACAAGCUUUCAGGAGAAAUUCCACAAGAGUUAGGGAAACUCUCGUACCUUGCGUACAUGAACUUCUCACAUAACCAGCUGGUUGGUCUAUUACCAGGGGGCACUCAGUUUCAAACACAGAAUUGCUCUUCCUUCGCGGAUAACCAGGGACUUUUUGGCCCUUCACUUGAGAAAGUUUGUGAAGAUAUCCACGCGAAAACAUCACAACCAGGUGAAACGCCAGAGCAAGAGGAAGAGGAAGAUGAAGAAGAGGUCUUGAAUUGGAUAGCAGCUGCAAUAGGAUCCAUACUUGGUACUGCAUUUGGAUUGACAUGGUACUGCAUACUAUUUUCCUACAAACCAGAUUGGUUCAUGAUUCCUUUUAUAUUUUGUGGACCUAAUUUUGUUUCAAAUAAAGGUAAAAUGGUCAUUAAAAAUUAAAAGAGG
Molecule: messenger RNA, 3074 nt
Organism: Arabidopsis lyrata subsp. lyrata
Lineage: Eukaryota; Viridiplantae; Streptophyta; Magnoliopsida; Brassicales; Brassicaceae
Product: receptor-like protein 12
Molecular function (GO): protein binding
Source: RefSeq, a predicted model, not a curated record